AUCAUUGAACGUCAGAAUCAACAGCUGUACAGUGAACUGCAGUUAGCAGUCAGCAGUAGACAAUAAUUGUUCGUGUAGAUUGUGUUUAAUUUUACGAUAUUAAUUCUAUAGUGAACGACAUGUCCAAUGAAAACACUUUAAAUAUACAAUAUGUACAUGAAAGUUUUCAGAGAAGUUUGAAAGAAGACGACGAUGUGAUUAUAGACGAUUAUAUAGAAGGUUACAAUGAACUAGUAAAGUUCCUGAAUCUCAUCGGUUCAGUUUUUUCUUUUGUAAGCAGCGAUGUGCGAAGUAAAAUAAAAAUUAUGGAGAAACAUCGCGAAGGCGAUGAUUCUCUUUACUUUGAAUCCUUUAAGAAAAUGAUGAAAUAUGAAAAGGAAACAAGCUUACACGAAAAGAAUGGCUACGUUUCUGGAUCGAGGACAAUGCUGAGAUUACACAGAGGCUUAGAUUUUAUACGUCUGUUUCUUAAGAGACUGAGUGAAGCUGAAGAGAGUAUGAACACAUGUACAACAUGUCAGAACUCAUACAAUGAAACACUUGCUGCAUUCCAUCCCUGGUACAUACGGAAGGCGGCCACUUUAGCUAUGCAUGCUUUGCCUUCACGACCUGAUUUAUUAAAGAAGAUAUUCGGAACGGAAGAACAACUUGCGGAGGCUUUAAAUAUUUUACCACAGACUCUACAAUCAUGUGAUGAGGUUUACAACCGGGUCGAGAAAUUGUACACAGAUUUCGAUUUCCACGGCCUGCCGUAAAUGGCCUAUUUAAAGAAUAAUAAAGAAAGCUAUUUCAUAAGUAACGGUAUUCCAAACAAAAACAAGCAACGCCCUCCUUUAACAGCUUCCGAGCUUUAGUGAUGGCAAAAUAUUUGAAUAAGUUGAAAGUGAUAUUAAAUUAAAACAAUAUAGAGAUGUAAAUUUUUAAAACAUUAUUUAAUUCCUAAUAUUGUUUAUCUAUUUUUUUUCUUAUAAUAAAGAUAUUGAAUAUCCGAUAUUGGAUUAUCUACAUAAUAAUACAAUUAUUUGAUAAAACACUAUACAGAUAAUAAUAAAAUACGUAACAAUCAUAAUCCUGUCAAUGUAUUUUCUAAUCAGUAAUGAUAUGCUAGUCAAAUUAUCAAAUAUGCAAAAAUAUUGUAUUAUAUGUGUAUUUACUAGACCAAUUUUCAUAAAAUUGCCUGUAGAUUUUAGGUGUAAGUGCUUUUCUUUUUACUAUUUUCAUAUAAGUGAUCUCAGGUAAACAGUUGUAAGCUCUUAUGAGGACUAUACUGACAGAGAAAUAUUAAUUUUAAUAUAUAAAUUGCUCAUUAGGAGUCUGGUGCGUGUUAUGUUUAUACUUACGUCUCAGUGAGAGUUUUAAAAAAGUAUUUAUAAAACAUGUUGAGCUCAAAUGUAACGUUGCUCAUAACCUAAAAAAUGUAGUCUGUUGAAAUUUAAAAGAUUUUAUCCGGUAUUUACACUCUAGCCUCGUACCUCGUCUUGUGCUUCGUCUCGUAUCACAGUUCGCACUGCGGACGCGAGCGCUGCAAGGCGCGAGACAAGACGCGAGCGACUAUUUACAUUCUCACCUUGUGCCUCAGCUCGUGCCUCGUUUCGCGAUCCGUACGCGAGUGUAAAUACCGGGUUAUAGUUUUAUUUGUUGGCUUGAAUGCUUUUUGUUUUGUUAAAAAUAAUGUAUAUAAGCUUCUGGUAAUGUUUUUGGUAAACUUCAUAAACAUUCUGUUUUUAUUUUAUUUGUAAGGCUUAGCUGUUUAUUAUUACAGUAUUAAGUAGAAAUUUAUUAUGAAAAAUUUCGAUGAACUUAUGUAUAAUUUUGUAUUUUUGUCUCGUAGUAAUAUACAUUCCCGUUUUGCUACCUUA
Messenger RNA from Danaus plexippus (monarch butterfly), 1859 nucleotides. Its product is annotated as ceramide-1-phosphate transfer protein. Gene Ontology annotation, cellular component: cytosol; membrane; cytoplasm. Gene Ontology annotation, molecular function: ceramide 1-phosphate transfer activity; ceramide 1-phosphate binding. The coding region runs from base 120 to 755 and encodes 211 amino acids. The record is from RefSeq and is a predicted model, not a curated record. The transcript is spliced from 4 exons. NCBI's taxonomy places the organism in Eukaryota, Metazoa, Arthropoda, Insecta, Lepidoptera, Nymphalidae. Gene Ontology annotation, biological process: ceramide transport; intermembrane lipid transfer.